This is a messenger RNA of Stegostoma tigrinum, 5673 nucleotides long. Its product is annotated as synaptotagmin-4-like. Gene Ontology annotation, cellular component: axon; membrane; synapse. NCBI's taxonomy places the organism in Eukaryota, Metazoa, Chordata, Chondrichthyes, Orectolobiformes, Stegostomatidae. The record is from RefSeq and is a predicted model, not a curated record. Gene Ontology annotation, biological process: vesicle fusion; cellular response to calcium ion; calcium-ion regulated exocytosis. The transcript has 4 exons. Gene Ontology annotation, molecular function: phosphatidylserine binding; calcium-dependent phospholipid binding; SNARE binding. Bases 643 to 1947 code for a protein of 434 amino acids.
UAAUUGCGAAGGGGGUACUGGAAUCAGGCGCCAUUCACCUGAAAUGCGCCAGUGGCAUUGUAUAAUUCUGCUCGCUAAACAGUCUCGCCCCAGCAAAGUCAGGGAGAAGUCUCUUUAACGCAGACACCAUGCUUGCAGCUCUGAUCUGUGUGUGUGUGUGUGUUUGUAUAUGUGUGUCAGCCUCUCCCAUCUCCUCCCUGGCGCUAUUCUCCCUCACCGUCAGACAUCCGUCCACGCAACAAGAAAACGCUCCUCUAUCCUCCGAGCCGAUAGCAUUCAGACUCCAGCCAUUUAACAUUAACUGAUGGUCGGAAUUUAAAUAGCUCAGGGAGCAGCUCAGUGAAAGGCUUCGUCAGAAAGACGUCAUCCAGUUCUCCACGUCUACAGUGUUUGUGAGAGUCAGAGCUGCAGCAGAGACAGAAUCAGAGCCUCAGCGCUCCACACAAACCCCACUCCAACACUCUACACAGCCGCCUCCCAGCUCUUUACAGGAUAUUGCUUUCUUUUUAAUUGUUGUUUUUUGUUUCUUCCAAAAAAAUACAAGUGUAAAACGGGGUCAGCAAUCUGCGUGGAGGGAACCAGAAGGAAGUGCGUUACCUUGAGAGCUGCUCCGUUUCAGCACCGCGGACAGCGCAGAUCGCCAUGACUCCGAUUGUGGUGAGCGGGGCAAGCUUUGAUGAUGUGCCGGCAGUUGUAGGGAUAGUAAGUGCGUUUGGCCUGAUAUUUACAAUGUCCAUGUUUGCAUGGAUCUGCUGUCAGCGCAAGUCGUCAAAAGCCACCAAAACCCCUCCUUAUAAAUUUGUGCACAUGCUGAAAGGAGUCGACAUCUAUCCCGAGAACCUAAGCAACAAAAAGAAGUUCGGGGCAGAUGAGAAAUCCGACAACAAAGAUAAAGACUCUUCCAAAGCCAAAAUACCAAAGAACUCUCUCCAUCUGGACCUGGAGAACCGUGAUCAGAACGGUAAUUUCACCAAAACUCCUGCCAAAGUCCGCAGCUCCCCAGAAAUCGAGAACGUCCCGUCCAAGCCGUGCACGGACAGCGAGAAAGACAGUGUGACAUCGCAGACCCCUGUAUCAGACAAGCCAACCGCUCCUUCUGAGCGGCUAAACAAUGCGCCUAACCUGGGAUCCUUGACGUUCUCCUUAAAGUACAACUUUGAUAAGAAAGCCUUACUUGUGAACAUUAUAGAGGCUCACGGGCUGCCUGCGAUGGAUGAACAAUCAAUGACAUCUGACCCUUACAUUAAAAUGUCAAUCCUGCCGGACAAAAAGCACCGCGUGAAAACUCGCGUCCUCCGGAAAACCCUGGACCCGGCUUUUGAGGAAACCUUCACGUUUUACGGGAUCCCCUACAGCCAGGUACAAGAGCUGUCUCUGCAUUUCCUGGUGCUGAGCUUUGACCGCUUUUCCAGAGACGAUAUCAUUGGAGAAGUCCUGGUGCCAAUGUCAGGGAUCGAUCUCUCGGAAGGCAAAGUGCAGAUGCACAGGGACAUCACCAAGAGAAACUGUCGGAAAUCUGUGGGCCGUGGUGAAUUAUUAGUAUCCCUUUGCUAUCAAUCUACCACCAACACGCUGACUGUUGUUGUAUUAAAAGCUCGCCAUCUGCCUAAAAAUGAUGUUUCUGGAUUAUCAGCUGCUGACCCUUAUGUGAAAGUCAACCUGUACCAUGAUAAGAAGCGAAUAUCAAAGAAAAAAACCCAUGUUAAGAAGUGUACUCUCAAUCCAGUGUUCAAUGAGCUGUUUGUCUUUGACAUUCCAUGUGAGGGGAUUGAAAACAUCAGUGUUGAGUUUAUGGUCAUCGAUUUUGACAGAAUGAUGAAGAAUGAGAUCAUCGGGCGCCUAGUGCUGGGAGCAUCUGCAGAAGGGACAGUAGGAGAGCAUUGGAGGGAGAUCUGUGAGCACCCAAGACGACAAAUUGCCAAAUGGCAUUGUCUUAGUGAUGGUUAGCAGUCAAACCACGGGUUGGACUUUACUGUUUGAUAAGGAAGGAACAAGCUGUGCAUUAACCAACCCAAAGCCUUUCUGAAGAAUUUUCAAUUUAUACUAAAUACAUAUAAUUUGUACAUCUGAUUGUGGUAUAUAUUGUGAUCUGUACUGUAUAAGAUGAGGUGACGUUGUUCUUUUGUUUGCUAACAAUUUUCAGAAAAAAAGUAGCUAUUAGAAUGGGUAGGCAAAAUAAAACUGUUCAAUGUAUUUCUGCAUUUUGUGUGGCUGUUCGAGUUGGGGAAUUUGUUUCUGGUGAUGACGCUAUUAGCGUGUGUGUUUGAAGAAAAAAGUAGAAUUCAUGGGAAGGUUUUUCAAUGGAAACCUGUAACACAGUGAAUGAACUGAAAAUAUCUGAAGAAAAGCCAUUCUAGUGUUCAUAACUUGAGAAACUAAAAGAAAUUAACAGGUCAUGUGUUACCUUAACAUUGAAAUAUAUUGAAAUGGAGAGACACAGUGAUGGCACAAUGAGUUUGAUGUUGGCUUUUUAAUAACUGGUUUCAGAUCUAGUCUACAUUUAUUGAAUGAAACUUCCUUCUUAUGGGAAACCAAAAAAAAACUUACAUUGAAGGAACUCACUUUCCAGUCAACAAGGGCCCAAAGCAUCAUACAGUUUCUAAUUUGACAUUGGUUGAAACUAAAUUGUCAGCAUUAUUUGGACAGGCAAUAGGAAUCACUGGAUAUGUCAGUGGCAUUGGCAAAGGAGAUGUAUUAUACUUUUGCAGUAAUUGAUGUUUCCCUAAGUUUGAGGUAGUGGUAGGAUUAAGGAAACUUUGUUAUGGAUUUAAUUGUUCUGCACCUGACCGAGAAAUAUUUGAAACUGAUGUUCCAUCCUUAAAGUUGAACAUGUGCCAUUCCUAAUAUUAAAAAUCAAUGCAAAUCCAGAAUGGAUUUUCUUUUAUAAAAUGGAAUUGAGGUGUGAAUGGUAAUAAUUUGAAUAACAGUCAAACAUACUGAGAGAAUUCAUAUUAUUUCAUACAUGUCAUGAAGUUAUUUCUCCACACGCAGCCUCAUAAUUUAAAGUGUUUUGCUAUUAGCAUAUUUUGACAUUUGUGAAUGUUAUAUAUGUAAAUAGUACAUGCUACUUAUCAGAAGCUGUACCUGGAAAACAGUUUCAUAUUAAAACAUUCACAUUGUGCAAUUGUGAAAUACUUUUCAGCCCAGACAAUUUCAUGAUUAAGAUAAAAAAAUGGUGAUUUUGAAGAAGGCUACUGAAACAGGCAAAUCAAUAGUAAAAUCCACAAAAGCUCUCAGUAGUAACUGUUCAAUAUGUAAAGCUGAACUACAUUAGUAUGUGUUUUUCCAGGCCUUUGCCAAUGUUACAUCCCUGUGUGAAAUAAAUAAGUACUUGUUGCUGAGCCUUGAGAGUUGGUUUAUACAUCAAGAGUACCUACGAGUAACGAAAUGGCAGGAAAGACAGUCAGCACAAUGGUAGUUACAUGAGUAUAUCUACUGAACUUUACAAAUUUCAUUGACAUCACAUAUUAGCUAAGUACAAUAUAAUGUGCACAAUGUAAAUAUGAAUCAUAUAGAUAAUGAAUUGGUUUCAAUGACAUCAUGAUGAUUUUGCUUUCAUAAUGGUACCAGUUAUGAAUCAUGACUACCUCCAUAAAUCUUUGGAGAUAAUGCCAUUAUGUGUCAAAUAAAUUAGGUUUUAGGAAUGGAAAAGGUCUGGUUUAAUAGGUAGGCUGCCAAGACAACAGAAAAAACCUUGCAUGUUUUGCCUACCCUAUCUUCUGAAGCUUCAGGUUAAAAAAAUUGCCAUGAAUAUGAAUUUAUUUUGCUCAACUCAGAAACUACAUUAUACAACCAUCUACUUUGUGAGUAAACCAUGCUGAAAAUGUAUUGCAAACCAUGCAUCAAUUAUGCAUGUUUACUUUAAAAUAGACCUCAGUGACAGGUGUAGGAGCACUUGUGAUAUAUGUAAUAAUUAACCAUAUUAGUGAUGCAACCCUAGAAGAUGCAGGAACAGAAUGCAACAUUAAAGUCAUUAUUUGCUAGAAGAAAUACCAGACAGUGAUUAUAGCUUUGAGAAUGCCAUUUGAUCUUGAGUGUCAAUGCAGUUAGUGAAUUGGAUUUUUCUGUCACUGAAUCUUGUGGUUCCAGGAAAAAUCAUUGUUUAAAACAUUAAUGAGCACUCAGUACCUUUAUUGAUUCAGUCUCUUUGAAUUUUAAUGGACGAUAUUUUCAGUUACCAUAUAACAAACAUUGCCAUGUAUGUUUACUAUAGAUGGUUCAUGUCAUAUUUUUAAGUUUAGCACUUAUAAUCUUCUGCUUAUUUUUAAAACAAAGGGCUCAACAUAUUUUUAAGCUGCUUUUGGGCACGCACACUGCCAGAGACCAAAUUUCUUACCUUUUGAUGGAUAGAUCCAGCUCGGCUCACUUUGGGAAUUAGGUGUAAUUUGUGAAAGGAUGACCUGUAGUGAAACAUUGAUAUGCAUUUUUUAGAUUGAAAAUAGGGAGAAAUGUUAGAUAAAAUAUACUUUUGUAGGAUAGGAGUAAGUGUUAGUGAGUUUACAAUGGUUAGCACAGAUGAAUUUGGCUUGGCAAGAUCUAAAUGGUCAAAACAAAUCAGAUUGAGUCUGGGCCAAUUCAGAAAGAAACUUUACUUUAUUCCAGCCAUCUGGCAUUUUAAUAUAAAAAGCUGAAAUCUAAUGCUAGCAUGUCAGUUCAUUACUAUGCAGCAGGGGAUUGACACUGUCACCACAUGGGAAAAGAUGAGGCUGCCUGAAGCCACAGUAGUAAUCAUGGUUCUAUUGCUGUUUGUGCAGCUUAAAGGAUACCUGUUACUGUUGUAGUUUCUUUGCUUUCAAAUUAAUACAUCAAUUUAGAAUGCAACAAAACCACGGCAUUAUUCUCCUUCCAUUCCCCAAAAUAGUGAUUAUCUAUUUGUUGGCUGUCAGAUAGGGUUAAUGCGUUUUUACUUGAACAGUCACAGAUUCAUCAAUAAAUACACAACUGUAACAAAGGUCUAAUUAAUAUAUUCAAACCAAGUGUAGUAUUUUCAAGCAAAAUAUUAAAGAAUGUCUGAACACAGUAUCAUGUCACUAUGACCAAAAUUAUAUAAUAGAAUUCAUGAAUAAUUGCAGAGCUAUUUCAACUUCAUAUUCAUUGAUGUAUCUAUUCUAUGCAUCGACCAUAUAUACAAUUUGUUUCAGAUAGCUUUCACAUUUAGGAAGAAUGGUUUUUUAAAUUCCUGACAAUUAAUUAAUUUUAACAUUAUCAUUUUUUUCAGUUCACAAUACUGUUCAAAACAUUGCAAUUACAGUUGUAAUUUUUGUAAAAUAGUUUUGAAUAAUUCUGAAAGAUGUAACUGUGUGGUUUGAAAUGUUGAUGUGCUCAACUUACAUACCCAGAAACUCCAGUAUUAAUAGGUCACAGCAGUAUAUAUAAUUACACUGUGUAAAUCUGUACACGUAAUAUGUUUUGUAUGUUGCAUUACAGUGUUUACAAUCAAUUAAGUAAAAGAAUGCACACAUUUGCAUCGUGUGUCGUAGCAAUGUAAAUUACUGGCGAUGAUUGUAUUUAUUAACUUAUUUGUGCUGUUAAUGUAAGAGUAAGGUGCACAAGGAGUUUUUCUUUUCAUGAAAAAAAAUCACCUUAAUACUGAGUAAAAUUUACCAUCUGCUAAAGUCUUGUGCCUAUGUGUUUUGUGUGUGUUGAACAAGAAUAAAGCACUACAUAACUUGA